Salvelinus sp. IW2-2015 is the source of this 735-nucleotide messenger RNA. The record is from RefSeq and is a predicted model, not a curated record. Lineage: Eukaryota; Metazoa; Chordata; Actinopteri; Salmoniformes; Salmonidae.
UCAGGGCCUGAGCUACAGGCAGUUAGAUUUGGGUAUGUAAUUUUAGGCAAAAAUUGAAAAAAGGGGCUAAUCCUUAAGAUUUUUAAGAUAUAUUUGUUAACAUGCCAUAUUCGAAGCACUUAAUUUUUUUUGGUUGGGCGCAAUUUAGGUUACGCUAUUUGAUUCGGAGAAACGUGCAUGAUGUAAAAAGUGUCUGUCUCAUGACAUUGUCAUAAAUUUGAUCUCUACUCCAGCCUGUAUUCUACAGAAAAGGCCAUAUACUCUUUCUACCUUAUGCUAUAGGCUACAUGAUUUAUGUUAGAUGAUUUGUUGACGGAAUGUUGGAGUGCCGCAGCGGUUCGUCUCUCCAACAGCACCCUGGAGAGACACACUCGGCAUGGACAAGAAAAAUAUUUUGCUUCCCUGCUUUUGACAAAGUGAGCACUGCUUAUCACAUGGCGGCAUCGGCAUUCACCUAAAUAGCCCAUGUGCCAAAGGAUGAAUGCUCUGGUAGCUCUCUGUCAUUUCUGUGAGCUCCAUGGCCCCCGCACCCUGUUCUGCACCGAGGCUCUGCACCCCCCGUCCCCCACACCCUCCCAGGCUGGCGCCCCCAUACCCGGGGACAGGGAGUCGGACAGAGAGGGAGAGGGACUCACCAUGAGGGCAAACAGCUCAGCUACACAGAGAGGAGACAUGUGCGAGGGCUGCCGAUCUCUCCAGCGUCUCACCCUGGCUUCGUCAGGUGCUGGACAGUGA